This is a messenger RNA of Chroicocephalus ridibundus (black-headed gull), 1006 nucleotides long. RefSeq lists its product as uncharacterized. The transcript has 2 exons. Bases 32 to 1006 code for a protein of 324 amino acids. The record is from RefSeq and is a predicted model, not a curated record. NCBI's taxonomy places the organism in Eukaryota, Metazoa, Chordata, Aves, Charadriiformes, Laridae.
CCGACACCCCAUACCCUACACCCAGCCCUAUAUGUUGUGCCCACACGGCCCUCCCAGUUGCACCAUCUACCCCUGUCCAUACGUCCCGCAUGCUGCACACCCACCCCUGCGCGCUCAGACACCCCGUGCACCCACCGACACGCUCACCCCCGCCUUGCACGAGAACACACACCCCCCCUGCACACACAGCCCCUGCGUGUGGCACUGGGCAGAGGGCAGCCCCAUGGGGUGCAUGGGACCCACGGGGGGCUCCCCGCUCAGCACCCCUGUGCCACACCAGUUUCACCAGCAUCGCCUACGGACGAAGAAAAGUGUCAGCUCCUACAACAUCUGCUGCGUCUGCCUCCUCGUGAUGGUCGCUGUGGGCUGUGUCACGGCAGUCCUGCUGUCCUGCUUAACCUACCUGGUGAUCAUCCCCCUGUGGUCCGUCGCCAUAGUGUUGAUGUGCACCAUCAUGAUGACCCUCUUCGCCAUCAUCUGCCUGAGCCUGAUUGAGCCCUGGAUCCCCUACGCCCCCCAAGCACAGCACGCCCCAUGGUGCCAGGUACGGCUGCAGGGCAUGGAGCAUCUCACCAGCCUGGGAGGGGGAUGUAGGACAUGGCUGGGCCCCAAACCCAGAUCAGGGGGGCAACCCCACGUAUCGAUGCUCUGCAUGAGUUGGUCCCACCAUGCAUGGCACACACGUGCAUGGGGAGGCUCCAUCGCUGCACACACUCCCCUCCCGGUGCCAGAAGCACUGGUGACACCCAGCAGCACUGACCUACCUCCAUCUGCACCAAGCCCCCAGCCCCAUCACCAUGCCCAAGCCCACCCCAUGUGGGGCCAGGACAAUUCCGUCGCACCAUCCUGCUGUGGGGCUGGCUGUCACCACCCCAGAGCUGCCCCACAGUGGCACGUAAGGCUCUCCCCGCUGCAGCCCACAGCCCUGAGCCCUCCCUGCGCCAGCAGGACAGGACGUGCCUGUGACUUGCUUGCUCCGACCUGCCCUGGGACCUGGCGGAGAUGA